This is a messenger RNA of Oryctolagus cuniculus (rabbit), 2002 nucleotides long. The record is from RefSeq and is a predicted model, not a curated record. NCBI's taxonomy places the organism in Eukaryota, Metazoa, Chordata, Mammalia, Lagomorpha, Leporidae.
UUGGCGCUGCCACGUUUAGGCCGCGGGUGCCGGCCGUGGCGCUGGCUGUGGAGGGCGAGGAGGUGGGGCUGGCUCUGAAGCCGGAUCCGGAUCCGGUACGGUGUACUCCGGCGGGUGAGACUCCGCUGCGCCUGGAGAGGAUCGCAGACUCCGGGGCCUCCACGGAUCUAACUGGAAAGAUGAAACCUGAUGAAACACCAAUGUUUGACCCUAGUCUUCUCAAAGAAGUGGACUGGAGUCAGAAUACAGCUACAUUUUCUCCAGCCAUUUCUCCAACACAUCCUGGAGAAGGUUUGGUUUUGAGGCCUCUUUGUACUGCUGACUUAAACAGAGGCUUUUUUAAGGUCCUGGGUCAGCUGACAGAGACUGGAGCCAUCAACCCUGAACAAUUUAUGAAAUCUUUUGAACAUAUGAAGAAAUCUGGGGAUUAUUACGUUACAGUUGUAGAAGAUGUGACUCUAGGACAGAUUGUUGCUACAGCAACUCUGAUAAUAGAACAUAAAUUCAUCCAUUCCUGUGCUAAGAGAGGAAGAGUAGAAGAUGUUGUCGUUAGUGAUGAAUGCAGAGGAAAGCAGCUCGGCAAAUUGUUAUUAUCAACCCUUACUUUGCUAAGCAAAAAACUAAACUGCUAUAAGAUUACCCUUGAAUGUCUACCACAAAAUGUUGGUUUCUAUAAAAAGUUUGGAUAUACAGUAUCUGAAGAAAACUACAUGUGUCGGAGAUUUCUGAAGUAAAAAAGUCUCUUAAGAAAAGAAUACUACUACAAGGCUGUACUCUUCAGAGAGAAAAUAUUGUUGCUGCAACCCAGUGACCUCCAUAAAUACUGGACUGAAAAAAAAUCCCAAUAGAAGUAUAAUGACAUUUAGAAGAUUACUUUGGGCUGGUGGGGCAUACUGAGUUUAGCUUACAAAUGAAUAUUAUAAAGGGGAUGAUUUUUAACCAAAGGAAUAUAUUUUUAACUUGAAUCUUUUCUUGCAUUGUAUUUUUCUAAAGUUUGGCUUUGUUUCUCUUGGUAGUCAAUAAGGUAGUAAGGUGUUAAAUGUCUGCUAUCUAUACUGCUCUUUUUUUAAAAAGCAUACACCAGGGCUGGCCGGCCUUGUUGACUGGGUUAAGCCACUGCUCAUGAUGCCAGCAUCCCAUUUGGAGCACUAAUCUGAAUGUCCUGGAUGCUCUACUUCCAAUCCAGUUUCCCGCUGAUGUGCCUAGAAAGAUGUCUUAAGUACCUGGGCCCCUGCCACACAUGUGGGAGAGCAGGAUGGAGAGCCUGACUCCUGACUUUGGCCUGGCCCAGCUCCUGCUGUUGAGGCCAUUUGGGGAGUGAGGCAGUGAAUAGAAGAAAUCUCUCCCUCUCUCUGCCUGUCAAAUCUUUAAAAAGUUCAGACUGCAAUUAAAAACAAAUUUAUAUGUAUAUAAAGCAUUUACUGAAUAAGGAUGUUUCUUAUUAGUCAUAAUUUUUUUUGUUUCAAAGAAACAUCUUAGUUAUAUCAUUUCCCACAUAUUAAUUACCUGAAGUUGGAUAAAUUAAUUAUAACUAUAGUAUAUCUAACAUUUGUUGAUCCUAAUACAAACAACCUGGUCAGCCUUUUAAAAUAGAAAAAUUUAAAUGUAAAGAUUCUGUAUAGACAAAGUACCAUCUCUUCUCUGUGAAAUAUAAUUAUUAAAGAUAAUUCAUAAUAUAGUGGGAUAUCUAAGGUACAGUGACUUAGCAAAGCUUGGAGUAUUUCUAACCUGAUUAUCUUGUCAUGAGUAAUCUGAAGCCUCUCUUCCAAGUACUACUUUUAUGAAAAAUAUUACAAAAUUGAGUGGAAUACUUAAAUGUAUAGCACUGCAUUUGUCACAUCCUUAAAUUGCUGGUGGAUCUUUUUCCAUUUAAUGCAAUUAUAAUGGUACUGUUAUUCUCAUUAUCCUGUUUUAUUUAUUUUAAUUAUUUCUUGAAUUUGAUACUUUAUUAAUGGUUCUUAUCUUUUGCAUUCCAUGUCACAUUAAAUUGGUUAAUACGAUG